GGAUCCAGAAUGUGCGCCUGGAAACUUCGUAGCGGUUGUCUCUGUUGUAGCGCCGUUGGCGCCGUCAGAGCAUAUGCACGCGAAAGUGUGAUAGGAAACGAGGAAUGAGCUAUCUUUGCGUGCGACUGCUGGUGAAAUGAAUAGUGGUCAUAGUAAAGUCCGAGCGCGUGCCAUGCGGGUGCGUGCGAAAGCGUUCGAAGACGACGAAGUGCUCCAUGUCGCGCUAAGCUCGUGUGACGGCUCGUGAUAAUCCUUUCGAUCGCUUGUACUUCGGUCUCUCUUUCGCUGAGCAAGAUCCGCAGAAGCCAUGACUACCGCCGUGAGGAUCAAGCGCAAAGCCGACGAGAGCCCUGCGGAUGCUAUUGUUCUGGCUGCAAAAAGAGCAAGAGCAACCGAGACCGAAGAUGAGCCUGCGCAGAAUUUCACAUUUCAGUACGCCGGCACGGUCGACACCCUUGGUGACGUUGAAGCGGCUAUCCAGCAGGUGAAAGAGGCAAGUCGUCAUAGAGCAGACCCAAAGAUCCAUCCUGUUGACCUACAGUCAAAGCUGAGAAAUGAACAUCGUUCAGCUAGUAAACAAAGUCGCCUGCAGUUGCUACUGCAACAUCGGGCGAUACUCGAGGAGAUUUGCUCGGAAGAAAUAACCGAUGAAAACUUGGAGGCUCCACGUGAGUCGACGCACAGCCUGUUCCGUCUUUACGACGUGUUCGAUGAAGACAAAAAGAGCAAGGACACAAAGGAAGAUGAGCAAGCAAAAGAAGGGACUUCAGAAGUUGCAUGCAAUGACGUUCCCAUGGUCCGAGAAGCUGUCAAGGAGACAACAGUAGAUGGUGAUUAUGUGUACGACGUGUACUUUAACAACCUCCUUUGCAACUUCAUGAGUGAGGACGAGUUCAGCCUGUUCCGUUGCGGUCCUCCCGAUGCCUUUUCACGGGACCACAACACCGCAUAUGACUCCGAUCCUGGCUCUGAUGCUUUUGGUGGAGAAGACAGUGAUGACAGCAAUGCUGAAGAUAACUGGAGGAACGACUACCCAGACGAAGAACAUCACUUCCGAGAAGUACCUGAGCUGGAUGAUAGCUACUUUGAGGAGUUGGACACAAACUUUGUGAGCCAUCGGCUAGAUCACCUGAACUUCUCCGAUGAUGAUGAUGGCUCAGCAUCGGAGGAUGAGGUUGUCUCAAAUUCUCUCCAUGAUUCUCCACCAAAGGACGACUAAGGAAAGUCACAUUUCAGAAAAAUUGUCUGGUUGUUUGUAAUAAAGUUGUGCAACAGUUU
Messenger RNA from Rhipicephalus sanguineus (brown dog tick), 1278 nucleotides. RefSeq names its product probable RNA polymerase II nuclear localization protein SLC7A6OS (gene fs(2)ltoPP43). The record is from RefSeq and is a predicted model, not a curated record. NCBI's taxonomy places the organism in Eukaryota, Metazoa, Arthropoda, Arachnida, Ixodida, Ixodidae. The coding region runs from base 308 to 1219 and encodes 303 amino acids. Gene Ontology annotation, biological process: developmental process. The transcript is spliced from 7 exons.